Messenger RNA from Aspergillus glaucus CBS 516.65, 459 nucleotides. RefSeq lists its product as uncharacterized. The record is from RefSeq and is a predicted model, not a curated record. Bases 1 to 459 code for a protein of 152 amino acids. Lineage: Eukaryota; Fungi; Ascomycota; Eurotiomycetes; Eurotiales; Aspergillaceae. The transcript has a single exon.
AUGAAUUACUGGUCUCCCGCAUGGUCACAGGCGCAAAUGGGAGCUGCGUGUCAUCUUGUAUCUGAGAUGAUCGUCUAUGGUGAGUCCGCAACCUCCGACUUCCCCAAGAUCUCGGACCUGCUGCCCAAAGAGCCUUCGACGUAUGGCAACGAUUGCUUUCCGGCUAUUGCUAAUAACCGCGCGGCGCAGACCGUUGGCGCAGCCACCAGGAACAGCCCCCAGGUCUGCUUUUUCUCCUUUGGAGGCGAUACCUUCCUCGCCGUUGUCCUCAGGCGCGAUAGUGCCGCCGUGGACGCCUCCCUGGCCCCGGAGGACCUGCUCCCCGGAAAGAAAGGCUUCCGGGAAAUCGUCACAACUAUGCCAUCUCGCAUGCCACUAACAGAUACGUCUCCGAGCCCGACACACCCCAAUGAUCACACGAUCUGCACCGGUAUGGGAAGCGAGAGGGCGAGCUGGUAG